Malania oleifera is the source of this 2649-nucleotide messenger RNA. Its product is annotated as G-type lectin S-receptor-like serine/threonine-protein kinase At4g27290. The transcript has 7 exons. Gene Ontology annotation, biological process: protein phosphorylation; recognition of pollen. Gene Ontology annotation, molecular function: protein serine/threonine kinase activity; ATP binding. NCBI's taxonomy places the organism in Eukaryota, Viridiplantae, Streptophyta, Magnoliopsida, Santalales, Ximeniaceae. The record is from RefSeq and is a predicted model, not a curated record. Bases 45 to 2516 code for a protein of 823 amino acids.
GAUAUGUCUUGGUGCUCUGGACUAAAAGCAUCAGGCAGAAAGAAAUGGGUUUCCUGUGUUUCCUGUUUGUGAUUAUAGAAUUACAGUGCGAGCUCCUCAAAAGCUCCAGUGCAGCAGAUACCAUUAGGCCUUCCCAAUUUCUGAGGGACGGCAACACCUUGGUUUCCAGAGGUGGAAAGUUUGAACUGGGUUUCUUCAGCCCUGGUAGUACCAACCGAUUCUACCUUGGAAUAUGGUACAAAACCAUCCCAGACCGAACAAUUGUUUGGGUUGCAAAUAGAGACAAACCCAUCCAAGACCCCCCCGGGGCUUUGACCAUCAACGGCAACGGCAGUCUCCUGCUUCUCGGCCGGAAUCAGACCGUCGUGUGGUCGUCCGAACAGCCCGCUACUACUACUUAUCCAGCAGCACAGCUCUUGGACACCGGAAAUUUUGUUGUAAGAUCAGAUGAGCAGAAAGACGCCAAAUCUGGAAGUGGUAGUUAUUUGUGGCAAAGCUUUGACCACAUAUCUGAUACUCUACUCCCUGGGAUGAAGGUUGGAGCAGACUUAAGGACCGGUUUGGUCCGGCGCGUGUCGUCUUGGAAGAGCCCCGACGAUCCGUCUCCGGGGCAGCUCAGCUACGAGAUGGAAUUAAACGCUUACCCCGAGCCUGUGAUGAGAAAAGGUUCUGCCAAGGUCUUCCGGAACGGGCCCUGGAAUGGCCUCCGGUUCAGCGGAUCUGCGGUGAUCGAGCCAGACCCCAUUAUUCAUGUCCAGGUAGUGGACAAUUCAGAGGAAGUGUACUACAUGUAUAAAGUGAACAAUGACUCUAUCAUCAGCAUGUACCGGUUGAAUGACACCACGAGCUCCGGGCAUCGAUACUUUUGGGUUCAAACCGGAAAGACUUGGAAAAUCUACCUAUCGACUCCCAGAGACUACUGCGAUAACUACGGCUUGUGCGGUGCCUAUGGGGUUUGCGUGAUCUCCGAGUCGCCGGUUUGCCAGUGUAUGAAGGGGUUUGUGCCCAAGUCGCCCGCAAAAUGGAACGCGAUGGAUUGGUCAGAUGGGUGCGUGCGAAACAAGCCGCUGACGUGUGGGGAGGGAGACGGGUUUGCUAAGCUUGAAGGGUUGAAACUUCCGGAUACUGAGAGGACCUGGGUGAGUAAAAGCAUGGGUCCAAAGGAAUGCAAGGCAAACUGCUUGGCCAACUGUUCUUGCGUGGCAUACGCACAGUUCGAUAUUACAGGCUCUGGCAGUGGGUGUGUCAUGUGGUUUGGCGAUCUGGUGGACAUGCGGCAGCUCCCGGUGAGGGACCAGCCGUUGUAUAUUCGAAUGCCAUUCGCAGAAUUGAUGACAGAAGGCCGGAGUACUGAGGAACAUAUAAUACUGCUGGCAGUUGUAGUUUUCAUUUCCAUGGAUUCAGGGAUCAUUAUACUCAUCCAUUACAUCUCUAAAGCCAGGAGAAAAUUGAAAGAGAGCAACAACGUAGAAAAUAGUUACACUAAAGAAAUGCAAGAGGAAGAUAUGGAGCUACCAACAUUUGACAUGGCUAGCAUAGCUAAUGCCACUAAUAAUUUUUCGAUUGACAUGAAACUUGGAGAAGGUGGUUUUGGACCUGUGUACAAGGGCACACUACCAGAUGGUCAAGGAAUUGCUGUGAAGAGGCUUUCCUUGACUUCUGGACAAGGAUUGAAUGAAUUCAAAAAUGAAGUUACACUCAUGGCAAAGCUUCAACACCGAAAUCUAGUGAAACUUCUUGGUUGUUGCGACGAAGGAGAUGAAAGAAUAUUGAUCUACGAAUACAUGCCUAAUAGAAGCUUGGACUUCUUUUUAUUUGAUCAAACAAAAAGUAAAUUAUUAGAGUGGUCAACGCGUUUCCACAUUAUUUUUGGAAUUGCUCGGGGACUUCUGUAUCUUCAUCAAGAUUCCAGAUUGAGAAUUAUCCAUAGAGAUUUAAAAGCAAGUAAUAUCUUACUUGAUAAUGAGAUGAACGCAAAAAUUUCAGACUUUGGCUUGGCUAGAUGUUUUGGAAAUACUCAAAUCACCGCAAACACAACUAGAGUGGUUGGAACUUAUGGUUACAUGGCACCAGAAUACACUAUUGAUGGGUUGUUCUCGAUAAAAUCCGAUGUCUUUAGCUUUGGUGUUUUAUUACUCGAGAUAGUAACUGGAAAGAAGAAUAAAGGAUUUUAUCAUGCAAGCCACAAUCUUAAUCUUAUUGGAGAAGCAUGGAGAUUGUGGAAAGAAGGUAGACCCUUGGAGUUGAUUACUAAUGCACCAUAUGAAGACUCAUGCCAUGUAUCAGAAAUUCUGAGAUGCAUCCAUGUUGGAUUGUUGUGCGUGCAACAUAAACCUUGUGAUAGGCCAAGCAUGUCUUCUGUGGUUCUGAUGCUGAGUAGCGAAAACACACUAUCUCAACCCAAAAAGCCAGGAUUUUUCAUGGAUAGAAAUCUACUAGAAGAAGUAGGUACAUCCAAUCAAAACACAUUAAAUUCUGUAAAUCAGAUUUCAAUUACACUAUUACAAGCUCGAUAAAGCAAUAUUUGGGUGACUCACAAAGGUCUAUUCGAGGACUAAAGAAUCAAGGGUAUUGUUGUUCAUAUGUGUUUCUUAGUAUUUGUAUUCAAGCAAAAUAAUUUGUUAUAAAAAUACUCCAAAUUUCAAUUGC